This is a messenger RNA of Epinephelus lanceolatus (giant grouper), 1341 nucleotides long. RefSeq names its product RCC1 domain containing 1 (gene rccd1). The record is from RefSeq and is a predicted model, not a curated record. Lineage: Eukaryota; Metazoa; Chordata; Actinopteri; Perciformes; Serranidae.
ACUGUGCGAACAACUGCGUCGUCCGGUUCAGCAGCGUAAACAGAGGUUCAGCGUUUCCAAUGCGGUGGUUCGGAUUUGGCUUCAACGCUUUUGGACAGAUAUUCGUCCCCGAUAAAUUAAUUAAAGGAGAGUGCAGCGACCCUGUAAAGGAGGUUAAAGUGAGUAGUCCAACAGAGCUUAAUGGUCAGGUGGACAGAAGUGGAGGCUGCUUUGAUACUGAUUUUCAAAUUAGAGCAAGUUGGAGUCGAAGAGCAUCUGUGUAUUUGGAUGGUGACAGCUGUGUGUGCCUGGCAGGUUUCGUCUCCACUGAGUCAUGUGGCAGUCCUCUGAAAGAGAGCCGGGGCUGUAAGGAUGCCAUCAUCAGUGAGUCCUACCUGACCCUCGCUUUCUCAGACAGAGUUGAGUCCUGGGAUCUGCAGAAGGAAGAGAAGACUCUAACAUGGAGCAUGGAAAUAAAAACACACUCAGACAGCUCAGGACCCCCUGUGAAUCUCCCAUUGGUCCCUGGUGGUUACAUAGCCACAACACCGCCCCUCUACCGCUCCUUAUCACCACACCUGAGAGCCAAGAGUCUGGCACUGAGUGCAGAGCAUGCCAUCCUUCUCAGUGCCUCUGGAGCUGUGUACACCUGGGGACUGGGCAGCCAUGGUCAGUUGGGGCACGGAGGCCUCACCUCUGAGGACGAGCCCAGGGCAGUGGAGGCACUCUGGGGGAUGCCCAUGAGCUGUAUCGCUACAGGAAGCUGGCACUCUGUCUGUAUUAGUGAUGGGGGUGACCUUUACGUGUGGGGCUGGAAUGAAAGUGGGCAGCUUGGACUUCCAUCACGAGGUCUGAGGAAGGCAGCAGAGCAGCAGAGUAGCCAACAAGCAGGAGAACCACGCCAAGAUGCCCGCACAUCUCUCGCUGACGAGCAGCAGGAGGGAGAGAAACAUGAGGAGGUAUUCAUAUCGAUCCAGGCAUUCCCGGCUCUGCUGGAUAUCACUCCAUCAUGUGAAAUCAAGACGGUCAGCUGUGGCUGCAGACACACAGCUGCAGUAACAACCACAGGUGACCUCUACACAUGGGGCUGGGGGGAGUACGGCCAACUUGGACACCAGAAUUUAAUCAGUUCGGAUGAGCCCCAGCGUGUGGAGUUCUUCAGGGAGCAGCAGAUGUGUGUGGAGGAUGUAGUGUGCGGGGCGUGGAAUACUUUUGCUGCUGUCACCAAGGAGGAAGUAGCUUGAUCAUAAAAAUACUUUGGAAUCCCCUUGAGAGACAUGGACACUGAACUUUGGACAAUGUACAAGGAAGUGUAAAUAUUCACAACAAAAAGACUUUAAAUUAAAUAUAUUUUGUAACAUA